AUGACCAUGAUGCAGCAGCAGCACACUUCGUGGCCGCUACUUACGGAAGACGUGCUAGCCAUCAUCAUCUCCAUGGUGCCACGAGGCACGCUCCUGAAUUUUCGCUUGGUCAACCGAUCUCUUGGUGCUCUGGCCACCGAACGCGCCUUUCGGCAUGUACGCCUUUUUGCCCAGGAGGAGGGCACUCGCUUCGUUGACAUUGCACGGUCCGAGGCGCUCCGCUCGUGCGUCCGCGAGAUAACCUGUGACACCACCCUUAGCAAGGACGAUUUUAGCUAUCAUGCUAAUGACGAUUUUACUUUCCCUUGGAGAUUCAUGGCGGCCCUUCCAUUCGUGCGUUAUUUCAAGAGGCUGGAAAUCCUGAACUUAAACUUCAAUGAGUACUGUGGGCCGGAGGACAACGAUGAAGACCUGCUUGAUGGCAUGGCUAUUGAAGAGUCGCCUGAUAUCCGGUUCCGUAUUCUAGACACCAUCUUCCACUGCCUCGAGGGUACAUGGUCUGCCGAGAAUCAGCGUGAGGUGGAUGAAGGGCUUGAUCUUAGUGACGAUCGCGAUAUUCUGGACAUCGAAGAUGACCCUGAAGUAGCAUUCUACAAGGACGACUAUCAGGGCUUCGCGGCUCCUAUUCAUGACCCACCUUCGUCGGUUUGUUUGACAAUCUGCAACUUAGGAGACUUCGACGACCCGCGCCUUACCCAAUCGGACACGUUUCGCCGGGUUAUAGCUUCUCAGAUAUCUGAACUAAAAAUUCUGUUCACGGUCCAAACCAAUAACGCCUCGCCGGAGAGCACGAUAUAUCGGCCAGAGAAGUAUAAUCUCAUGAAGAAUCUGCCCCACAAUUGGCUGAUGCCAUCGCUUGCCAUGAACUUGACAGUUCUUUCUUUAUACUGCCGUGACUAUUGGGGCUGGAUUCCCAGGAUGGACUUCCGUUGCGUCAAUCCGGGCUCGGGUCCGGGCUCGGGCUUCCCGAAUCUCAGGAUCCUGGCUCUAGGGAACUAUAUCUUCACCCACGAGUGGCAGGUCGACUGGAUCGCUUCCUUAGGGCUCCAAAAUGGACGGUGCGGGCUUGAAGAGCUUUAUCUAGAUGAUUCUCCCAUCCUAUACAAGGCUCGAAUGGUCCAACCCAUGAACUCCGGGGAGUCGGAAGUGACUAACGUCAUUACUGGAGAGGUUAUUGCCAUCACAGAUGAUCUGUACCCGCUCCCAGAAGUCGUUAUGGGAGGGACGUAUAACCCGGAUAUCAUUUAUUUCCCUCUUCGAUGGGACUAUGUACUUGGUCGCUGGAGAGACUCAAUGAAGGGUCUUCGAGUCUUUCGAAUGGGUCACGGUGCCUGGUGGGAGCACUAUGGGUUCGAUCGUGCCAUUGAGUCUGAUGAAUGGAUUCAGUCGAGCGACAGACGUGAUUUCAUUUCAUAUGAUUGCGCAGCUUUCCGAUGGUAUGAUUGCCCAGUUGUUGAUGAAGAAAGCGAUGAAUACUUUGAAGUAUAUUGA
Molecule: messenger RNA, 1491 nt
Organism: Trichoderma gamsii
Lineage: Eukaryota; Fungi; Ascomycota; Sordariomycetes; Hypocreales; Hypocreaceae
Exons: 2
Coding region: 1-1491 (496 amino acids)
Source: RefSeq, a predicted model, not a curated record